GGGAAAAUUUGCAGUGGUGAGAAAAUGCAUAAAGAAAGAUUCGGGGAAAGAAUUUGCAGCAAAGUUCAUGAGAAAAAGAAGAAAAGGCCAAGAUUGUCGGAUGGAAAUAAUUCAUGAGAUUGCUGUACUUGAACUGGCGCAGGACAAUCCGUGGGUCGUUAAUUUAUAUGAAGUUUAUGAGACCCCAUCGGAAAUGAUCCUAGUCCUGGAAUAUGCCGCUGGAGGGGAAAUCUUCGACCAGUGUGUUGCAGAGAGAGAAGAUGCCUUUACAGAAAAAGAUGUCCAAAGACUCAUGCGACAGAUUUUAGAAGGCGUUCACUUUUUACACACUCAUGAUGUAGUUCAUCUUGACUUGAAGCCUCAGAAUAUUCUGCUGACAAGUGAAUCUCCGUUGGGUGACAUCAAGAUCGUUGAUUUUGGCCUUUCAAGAAUAAUGAAGAACAGUGAAGAGCUCCGAGAAAUCAUGGGUACUCCUGAAUAUGUGGCUCCUGAGAUCCUUAGUUACGAUCCUAUCAGCAUGGCAACAGAUAUGUGGAGCAUUGGAGUGUUAACGUAUGUCAUGCUUACCGGAAUAUCACCUUUCUUAGGUGAUAGUAAACAAGAAACAUUCUUGAAUAUCUCACAGAUGAAUUUAAGUUAUUCUGAGGAGGAAUUUGAUGCUGUGUCCGAGUCAGCUGUUGACUUCAUCAAGACACUGUUGGUUAAGAAACCCGAAGAUCGAGCCACUGCCGAAGAAUGUCUCAAACACCCAUGGCUGACUCAGAGCAGUGUUCAGGAUCCUCUUUUCAGGAUGAAAGUGGCAUUAGAAGAAACAAACGCCCUCCAAGAAAAUGGUUCUGAGAAAACAGAAAAUGAUGCGGAGAGAACAGAAACCGAGGAAUCAGUUGUAACAGAGGAGUUAAUUGUAGUUACUUCCUAUACCCUAGGACAAUGCAGACAAUCUGAAAAAGAGAAAAUCGAGCAAAAGGCCAUUUCCAAACGAUUCAAAUUUGAGGAACCUUUGUUACAAGAAAUUCCAGGAGAAUUUAUCUACUGAGCAGUGUUUCCCGUUAGGACUUUAAGAUUUCUACAUUAAAAAUGUUAAUAUUAUUUAUGGACCUCUGGCCAAAUGGUGCAUGCACUGGAAAUGAGUAAGCAGGUAUCACCAAUAGGAACAAGAAUAACUUGGUCAAACUUGUGCAGUUAGUAAGUCAGCCAGAUUUAUGAAGUUGCACACCAGGAGGUUCACCUGGUAAAUAUGUCAGUGUUUUGAAUUUUUUUUAAGAAGGGAGAUGUUUGCACCUUCUAGUCCUGCAUCCUUUUUCUCCAGAAUGAGACUGUGUGCAAAGAUAUUUAUACUCAUGUUCUUUGAAAAUAGAAAUAAAAGUGCCAAAAUUGUAUCUCUGUAAAUCUCUUGCAUUUCUUGUAUGUAUAUCCGUAUGCUGAUAUCUUUACUAAAAUUGAUACUUUUUUUUACUUUGGAUGGUCUUUUAUUGGGGGCAAAAUUUUAAUUUAAGUAGACAUCUGAACUUUUGAUACCUAGAAUAACAUUCAUUAUAAUUUGACAAGUCUUAUUUUUAUAUUUUAUUACUGCUUUAUAUUGAUUUGAUUUGGCUUCUGUUGUCUGUUUUUG
This is a messenger RNA of Tupaia belangeri chinensis (Chinese tree shrew), 1612 nucleotides long. It is a transcript of the gene STK17A, whose product is annotated as serine/threonine kinase 17a. Gene Ontology annotation, molecular function: ATP binding; protein serine/threonine kinase activity. Gene Ontology annotation, biological process: protein phosphorylation; positive regulation of apoptotic process; intracellular signal transduction. The record is from RefSeq and is a predicted model, not a curated record. NCBI's taxonomy places the organism in Eukaryota, Metazoa, Chordata, Mammalia, Scandentia, Tupaiidae. Gene Ontology annotation, cellular component: nucleus.